Aspergillus calidoustus is the source of this 586-nucleotide messenger RNA. NCBI's taxonomy places the organism in Eukaryota, Fungi, Ascomycota, Eurotiomycetes, Eurotiales, Aspergillaceae. The record is from the annotation of a GenBank genome assembly.
AUGAUCAAGGAGGCGGAAGUUGUCCAGAAGUCUAUCGGCACCCUUCUUGAUCACAAACAGAAGCAAGCAAACACAAUGGAGGCCAAGUCUACGCGAAAGCAGGCACAAGACACGGCGAAACAAACAGACACUAUUGUCAUCUUCACGGUGGUGGCAAUUGUAUUUCUCCCCCUCUCUUUCCUGACCAGCCUCUUUGCGCUGAACAUCAGUACCUUCCCCCACCAGGGUGACGCCCUCGCAUAUCAGGGAUGGUGGAUAUUCCCAAUUUUAUUUGGUGUCUCUAUUAUCGUAUCGGGGUCCUUCAUGACGGUUGCUUUCAAGGCAAACACUCUCAAAUCGGUUUUGACCGAGGCCUGGCACCAGCUAAAGUCCUAUGGGAAAAAAGGCCCGGCAGUCUCGACCGACAACGAUACAAAUGCAAGGGGUAUUAUGGGCUUUGGCCAGGGCCAGGGCCAGAAAAAGCCAAGCGUUGGUGUCUAUAUUGUUUGAACACUGUUGCGGUCUGUACAGAAUGACGUCCAUCUGUUGCGGAAUAGCUAUACUUUGUUGAUUUUGCUCGGAAUCAUCAAGCAUGCAAGUCUCCGAG